Molecule: messenger RNA, 2190 nt
Organism: Humulus lupulus (European hop)
Lineage: Eukaryota; Viridiplantae; Streptophyta; Magnoliopsida; Rosales; Cannabaceae
Exons: 5
Coding region: 1-2190 (729 amino acids)
Source: RefSeq, a predicted model, not a curated record
AUGACUGUGAUUGAGUAUGCCCUGAAUUUUGACAGGUUGACCAAGUUUGCUUCUAAAUUGGUGCCAACCGAUGCUGCCAGGAGAGACAGGUUUGUUCGGAGAUUAAACCCCAUGGUGGCAUGGGAUGUUAGGAUCACGUCAGUGCUUGGGGUUACCACAUAUUCUCAGGAUAUAGGUACUGAAUUUUCAGAAGCGAUCUUGUUAUUUUUUGCGAAUGGAAAGAUUCCUACUGAGUUAAACAAAACAAUACUCACUCUAAUACCUAAGGUAGAUUCUCCCACUGUGGCUUCUGAUUUUAGACCUGUUGUCUGCUGUAAUACUCUGUAUAAAUGCAUCUCUAAGAUGAUUUUCUUUCGUUUGGCUGAGAUUCUUCCUAAGAUUAUAUACCAAAAUCAGGGUGCCUUUGUAAAAAAUCGACAACUGGCUCACAAUAUUCUGCUUCUUAAGGAUUUGUUUCAUGGUUAUUCUAGAAAUAAUAUAUCUCCCUAUUGCCUGAUAAAGAUCGAUCUUAGUAAGGCUUACGAUUCUGUUGAUUGGGCGUUUUUGGAAGAGAUUAUGACUGCUUUUUGCUUCCCUAGAAAAUUUAUUAAUUGGAUAAUGGUGUGUUUGUCGGAAUCUUCUUAUUCUCUGCUCAUGAAUGGGAGAUUAGAGGGUAGUUUUGAGGGGAGGAAAGGUUUAAGACAGGGCGAUCCUAUUUCUCCUAUUCUCUUUGUGCUGGUAAUGGAGUAUCUCACUAGACUCCUUAAGCAAGUUGCCAAUCAUAGAGAGUUUAGGUUUCACCCAAUGUGCAAACAUUUACAUUUAGUGAACCUUUGCUUUGCGGAUGAUAUGAUCUUGUUAUGUAAGGGCAACUUUAGAUCAGUUCAGUUGAUGUUUGAGGAUUUUCUGAGUUUCUGUAAUAGUUCUGGGCUUGCUGCUAACUUGAAUAAGUCUCAAGUUUACUUUGGGGGAGUGGCAGCUGAGGUGAAGCAGAGUAUUCUGAAGUUUGUUGCACUUGGUGAGGGUAAUUUCCCUUUGAAGUACCUGGGGAUCUCUUUGAGACCUACGAAGUGGCAAGCUGCUGAUUGUGGGGAGAUUAUUAAGAAAAUUCAGGCUAAACUUCACAUGUGGGCGAGUAGACAUCUAUCAUUUGCGGGGAGAACUCAGCUGAUAUUUUUGGGCUCUUCUAAUAAUGGAAGCAAACUUCAUUGUACAUCUUGGGCUCAAGUUUGUCUCCCUAAAACUCUUGGAGGUCUGGGUUUUAUGAAAGGUUCUGUUUGGAACAAAGUUCUCAUGGCUAAGUUCAUUUGGGCUUUGUUCACUAAACAAGAUGUGUUAUGGGUGAAGUGGAUAGAUGGAAUUUAUCUUAAGGGACAAACUUUUUGGUCUUACCAUCUUAAAGCUGACGUGAGUUGGUAUUGGCGUAAACUCUGUUACCUAAGGGAAACUUUCUCUGAUAAUAUUUUGGCUAAUGCAACUGUGAAUGGUAAACUUCGGCUGAAGGUAUUGUUAAGCAGCAUUCUUCAAAGACAACCUAUUGAGUUUGCUAAGACUGUUUGGUGUUGUCUUACUGUCCCUAAGCAUAGAUUUAUCCUGUGGCAAUCAGUUUUGGGUCAUCUUCUGACUAGGGACAAUUUAGUGAGGUGUCACGUGUCUAUUGUUUCUGUGUUGUGCUCGGUCUGUGAGCAGGUGGAGGAAUCGCAUCAGCACCUUUUCUUUGAUUGCUGGUUUUCUCAGCAAGUCUGGACUCUGCUCAAAGGGUGGCUGGGAUCUGGUAUUUGGCCUCUUCAGUUUGUUGGCUGGAAAGAGUGGUUAGAUAGGAAGCCUAAGAGUUUUAUGCAUAGCAUCUCUAUAGCUGUUUUGGCUGCUGCGGUUUAUGGUGUGUGGUUUAAUAGGAACUCUGGCAUAUUUUCUGUUUGUUCCUAUACUCCUUUGUAUACAGUGAGGUUGAUUAAGCAGGCUGUGAAGUUUAGAUUAUAUGGCAAAGUGAAUGCAGCAGCAAGUGGCUUCCGAGGCGCAAGAUUCUGGUCCUUUAUUGAGGAGUUUGGUGACCUUGACAUUCCCCGGUCGACGUUAGUGCCAGUGGACAAACUCCUCGAUGCCGACCCCACCAAGAAAAUGGCUGCCCGCCUCUUCACCGUGGAAAACCUGAACCGCCACAACUUAUCCGCGGUAUCAGAUCCUGAUGCAUUGUGGCACGUUUUCGAGUGA